Penicilliopsis zonata CBS 506.65 is the source of this 2499-nucleotide messenger RNA. RefSeq lists its product as hypothetical. The transcript has 4 exons. Gene Ontology annotation, cellular component: Cul3-RING ubiquitin ligase complex. The record is from RefSeq and is a predicted model, not a curated record. Gene Ontology annotation, biological process: ubiquitin-dependent protein catabolic process; protein ubiquitination. The coding region runs from base 1 to 2499 and encodes 832 amino acids. Gene Ontology annotation, molecular function: ubiquitin protein ligase binding. NCBI's taxonomy places the organism in Eukaryota, Fungi, Ascomycota, Eurotiomycetes, Eurotiales, Aspergillaceae.
AUGGCGGCAAUGAGGGCGAGGCAGAAGAUCCGGGCUCCUAGACGGGGUCUCGCUGCUAGCAAACCGGAUGAUUUCGACAGUAUAUGGGCAACGCUAGCGGCGUCAUUGCGUGAAAUCCAUACGAAGAAUGCCUCUACGUUAUCCUUCGAGGAGUUAUAUCGACAAGCGUACCGGAUCGUGUUAAUAUCGCGGGGCGAGGAGUUGUACGAAAACGUCAAGCAGCUCGAAAAAAAAUGGCUAUGCAGCGAAGUUCAGAAACAGGUUACUGCUGCCAUCUCACCGAGCUUGCUGCUGGAGCAGGAGCCGGCUGAUGCGCAGGAUCAGUCCAACGAGAGGAGAGCUGCGGGGGAGCGGUUCUUGAACGCACUGAAGUCGGCAUGGGAAGAUCACCAGUUAUGCAUGGGAAUGUUCACGGAUGUUCUGAUGUACAUGGAUCGUGUUGUUUCUUCGGACCAUCGGAAUCCUUCUAUAUACGUGGUAUCCAUGGCCCUCUUUCGAGACAACGUGCUACGGUCUCCCGUGCGGCCGGAUUCGACAACCACAAUCGCCGAUGUGCUGGAGUCGACGGUGCUCUUUAUGAUCCAGCUGGAGCGGGCCGGACAUCAGAUAGAACGGCCAUUCAUUCGACACUGUAUCUACAUGCUCGAGGGCCUGUACGAGACGGUCACGGAGGAAGAUUCCUCCAAGCUUUACCUGACGACGUUCGAACCUGCGUUCCUCAAGGCAAGUCAGGCCUUUUACCAAGCCGAGGGGCGGCGACUCGUGGAAAUGGCCGAUGCGGCUACCUUCUGUCGGCACGCUUCUAAUCGAUUGAAAGAGGAGGAGGAGCGGUGCCGGUAUACGCUAUGCUCAUAUACGGAGCCAAAAAUCAAAGAGGUUCUAGAUGAAGAGCUGAUCCGCAAGAACAUCGCGGAGGUCAUCAAUCUGGAAGGAAGCGGCGCCAAAGAGAUGCUAGAUCAUGACCGGCUAGAUGUCUUGCGCAAUGUCUAUGAGCUGAACGCAAGGGUCGACAAGAAGAAAACCGCCUUGACGAAUGCCGUGCAAAAGCGAGUCUACGAAAUGGGCCGAGAGAUCAAUGCAGCAUCGUUCGCUGUAUCACAAAACACGGCACCGAAGCCCGGUGAAAAGGAAGUGGCGGCCGCUGGUGGUGAGAAGAAAGCGGGACGAGACAAGGAGAAAGAAAAGCCGGUCAACCAGCAGACAAUCGCUGCCAUCCAAUGGGUGGAUGCUGUCCUGGGGCUAAAGAAGAAAUUCGACAACAUCUGGGAAAAGUCAUUGCUCUCCGAUCAGGGGAUGCAGACAUCGAUCACCACGAGCUUUUCGGACUUCAUCAAUAUGAACUCCCGCAGUUCGGAGUAUCUCUCUCUGUUCUUCGAUGAAAACCUGAAGAAGGGGAUCAAGGGCAAGACAGACAGCGAGGUGGACGCUCUAUUAGACAACGGCAUCACGCUGCUACGGUACAUCAAGGAUAAAGAUCUGUUCGAGACGUACUACAAGAAACAUCUCUCACGGCGAUUGCUAAUGAAACGGUCGGUGAGCAUGGACGCGGAGCGGCAGAUGAUCUCGAAGAUGAAGAUGGAAGUUGGGAACCAGUUCACGCAGCGGAUCGAGCACAUGUUCAAAGACAUGACCAUCUCCGAGGACCUAGCGACCAGCUAUAAGGAACACAUCGCGCAGUCCGGGGACCCGGACCAGAAGCGCGCGGAGCUGGAGAUCCACGUGCUGACGAGCACGAUGUGGCCGAUGGAGAUCAUGGCCAGCAGCAGCACGAAAGAGGGAAUGGUGCAGUUACCGUGCAUCUUCCCGCGCGAAGUAGAGAGCCUGAAGCAUAGUUUCGAGCAGUUCUACCUAAGCAAGCACAACGGGCGCAAGCUGUCGUGGCAGCCGAGCAUGGGCACGGCGGACCUGCGCGCUACCUUCACACGGGCGAACGGCAAGGUGGCGCGGCACGAGCUCAACGUCUCAACGUAUGCGAUGAUCAUCCUGCUACUGUUCAACGAGGUGCCGACGGGCGAGUCCCUGACGUACGAGGAGAUCCAAGCCCGCACGCGGAUUCCCGACCACGACCUGAUCCGUAACCUGCAGUCGCUGGCGGUGGCUAGCAAGACACGCGUGCUCAAGAAAGAGCCCAUGAGCAAGGACGUGAAGCCGACGGACCGCUUCUUCUACAACGCCGACUUCACCAGCAUGUUCACCAAGGUGCGCAUCGGGGUCGUCAGCGGCGGCGGCAACAAGGUCGAGAACAGCGACCAGCGCCGCGAAACGGAGAAGAAGAUGGAUGAGGAGCGGGGAGGGACUAUCGAAGCCGCAAUAGUACGAAUCAUGAAACAACGCAAACGCCUCGUCCACGCCCAACUCAUGACGGAGGUCCUCACGCAGCUCUCGUCUCGCUUCGUGCCAGACGUCAACAUGGUCAAGAAACGAAUCGAGUCUCUGAUCGACCGCGAGUACCUGGAACGCGUGGCAGAGGAGCCUCCUACAUAUGGAUACAUUGCGUAG